GAUAGAUGAUGCAAAGGAGCUUUUUGAUGAAAUGUCUCAUAAAGGUUUAGUUCCUGAUGUUGUUACUUAUUCUACUCUUAUAAAGGGUAUGUUUCAAGCAGGGAGACUGCACAGGAGCUCUUUAAGGAUAUGGGCCCUCAUGGUCAACAGCCAGAUAUAGUAACCUUCUCAAUUAUGAUUGAUGGUUUGUGUAGACAGGGGAAUCUCCAUGAGGCAAUCACACUAUUGAAAGCAAUGGAGAAAAGUCAGUUGAAGUCUAAUCUUGUGAUCUAUAGCAGUCUGAUCAAUGGUAUGUGCAAAGUUGGGAAGAUUAAUGAUGCCAAGGAACUGUUUUCUAGUCUUUUUGAAAUUGGUUUACAGCCUGAUGUUUGUGUAUAUAAUGCAAUUAUGAAAGGACUCUGCCAACAAGGAUUAAUGGAUGAAGCAUAUAAGUUAUUUAAAGACAUGGAAAAGGUAGGAUGUUUACCAAAUAAUUGUUGUUAUAAUAUCAUCAUUCAAGGGUUUCUCAAGCAUGAGGAUUUACCAAAAGCAUCAGAACUAAUCAACGAAAUGGUUGAUAAGGGGUUCUCUGCUGAUGAUGCUACCACAGAAUUGGUAGUACAUUUAUCGCAGAAUAAUAAUCUCAUUCUGAGGCUUUUAAAGGUGCGCAAUGAGGGAUCAGCAAACUAAAGUUGUUGUAUCUUGACCAUUCAAAUGUGUCUUGGAGUGCAACUUGGCAAUUACCUUUUUCAAAUAUAAUAGAUAUGUAAUUUAACUAACUUCUUCAAAUAUCAUUUUUAAUUGCAAUCAGCUGUGAUUCUCUUCCACAAAACAAAAAUUUCUAACACUGCAAAUUUCCUGUGGUGGAAACCAUGAUAUGUGUGUGCCUUUCGCUUGAAUUCAGACAUGGACUUGAUCUCUUUGAUAUAAGAUUGUUGAUGAAUGGAGGUCAUGGAUUUCUAAUCAUCAAGUUGCCGGUAAACCCACCAUCUCCAUUACAAUUUUUUUUUGGCUGCUACUACAGCCUUUAUUCGAGAGCUCAGUCCUAAAAUUGAGUUGAGAACUAAAACUAAUUGGUUCCAUACUACACUGCCUAUGAAUCUUUAUCUAUUUUUAUUUUUGUGCUCAAUGACCUUUCAAAAUGCUAUCAUUUCUCUUGUAGGUAUUUGCAAGGAUAUGACAACAACUUCACCUUUCUAACCAUAAAGGGCGCAGGAUAUACAGUCCCAGAAUACAAGGUAAGAAAAUCACUAGACUUCUACAGCUGUUGGUUGUAUGAAAUGUCACUAAAAUUAUAAACAGAAAAUUUUAUGGGAAUUGAGGGAAAAGCAAACGUCCUCUUUGUCAAUAUAACGGAUAUAUUUUAGUGUUGGACCACCAUUUGAGUUAUUUAUAUGGUGCAUUUUGCAAUACAUUUGUGUGGUGUUAUGAAUGUGAAACACAUUGUUUCUUACUGUUUGA
Messenger RNA from Manihot esculenta (cassava), 1440 nucleotides. RefSeq names its product putative pentatricopeptide repeat-containing protein At1g12700, mitochondrial. The transcript has 2 exons. Gene Ontology annotation, molecular function: protein binding. The record is from RefSeq and is a predicted model, not a curated record. Bases 130 to 669 code for a protein of 179 amino acids. Lineage: Eukaryota; Viridiplantae; Streptophyta; Magnoliopsida; Malpighiales; Euphorbiaceae.